AUGACCCAGCCAAACGUUAUCGACGAGGAGGAUUACGACUAUGAGUCGCUCCCGCCCAACUUCUCCCUCAUCCAGAACAUGGCUGCCGGCGCCUUUGCUGGUAUCGCCGAGCACUGCGCCAUGUAUCCCAUCGAUGCUGUUAAGACUCGUAUGCAGAUUGUGAACUCGAACCCUUCCGCGGUCUACAAUGGCGUCAUCCAGAGCACCUAUCGAAUUGCUUCGACCGAGGGCAUCUUCAGCUUGUGGCGCGGCAUGUCCAGCGUCAUUGCCGGAGCCGGCCCUGCGCACGCCGUUUACUUUGCGACUUACGAAGCUGUCAAGCACUUGAUGGGCGGUAACAAGGCUGGCGAGCAUCAUUUCCUCGCUGCUGCCACUAGCGGUGCUUGCGCGACAAUCGCCAGUGAUGCCCUAAUGAACCCCUUUGACGUGAUCAAACAGCGCAUGCAAAUCCAGAACUCGGCCAAGAUGUACCGCUCCAUGCUUGACUGCGCCAAGUAUGUUUACCGGAACGAGGGUCUCGGGGCUUUCUACGUCUCCUACCCCACCACGCUUUCUAUGACCGUCCCUUUCACCGCGCUUCAGUUCCUCGCCUAUGAGUCGAUAUCGACCUCGAUGAACCCCACCAAGAAGUACGACCCAGCGACACACUGCCUUGCUGGCGCGGUGGCUGGUGGCUUCGCGGCCGCGCUUACAACGCCUAUGGAUGUGAUUAAGACCAUGCUGCAAACCCGAGGCGCGGCUCAGGACGCUGAGGUCAGGGCCGUGAGCGGCUUUGUGGCGGGGUGUAAGCUGCUGUACAGGAGAGAGGGUGUCAAGGGCUUCUUCAAGGGCCUGAAGCCCAGAGUGUUGACCACCAUGCCUAGCACGGCCAUCUGCUGGUCGGCGUAUGAGGCGUCCAAGGCCUAUUUCAUUCACCAAAACAGCCAGUCAUGA
Molecule: messenger RNA, 933 nt
Organism: Neurospora tetraspora
Lineage: Eukaryota; Fungi; Ascomycota; Sordariomycetes; Sordariales; Sordariaceae
Product: mitochondrial carrier domain-containing protein
Exons: 7
Coding region: 1-933 (310 amino acids)
Biological process (GO): iron import into the mitochondrion
Cellular component (GO): mitochondrial membrane
Molecular function (GO): ferrous iron transmembrane transporter activity
Source: RefSeq, a predicted model, not a curated record